Molecule: messenger RNA, 1497 nt
Organism: Centruroides sculpturatus (bark scorpion)
Lineage: Eukaryota; Metazoa; Arthropoda; Arachnida; Scorpiones; Buthidae
Product: cardiolipin synthase-like
Exons: 2
Coding region: 1-1497 (498 amino acids)
Molecular function (GO): catalytic activity
Source: RefSeq, a predicted model, not a curated record
AUGCCGCUGAUCGGACCGCUACUUUUUUUGCUCUUUGGCCUGCGCUACUCGGAGCGGACUAGUUUAGAUGUUUACCGUCAGAAACAGAAUUUUAAGUACGAAACAAGCGCUGAUAAUUUAACUCUGCCGAUCCGUCAGCAACUUUUUCACAGUCAGAGCAAGAUUUCCAACCGCGGCAUUUACCAGGGCAACUUUGAGGUUUUUGCCAGCGGUCCGCAAGGUUUUGAGAAAGUCUUUGCCGAUUUAAGUCAAGCCAAGCAUUUUAUUCACGUUAACUACUACAUCAUUAAAGCGGGCGAGAUUUACGACGAGUUUCGGGCGCUGAUCGUUGAAAAAGUGCGCGCCGGCGUGAAAGUUCGCAUGAUCAUUGACGACAUCGGCCGCUGGGGUUUGCCGUGGUACGAAAUGAAGUUUUUACGUCAGCAAGGGGUUGAGAUCCGCAUUUUGAACCGGAUCCACUUUCCGUUCAUCGGUUCAAACAACACCUACCGUAACCACCGUAAACUGAUCAUCAUUGACGGUCGGAUUGUCCACACGGGCGGCGCCAACAUCGGCGAUGAAUACGCUAAUUUAGACAAACGUUUCGGAGUUUGGUUAGACUACAAAGCGCGCAUCACGGGUCCGAUUGUGCGCUCCUAUUCGUUGCUUUUUCUCGGUGAUUGGAAUUCGAUUGGACCGCCCCUGGAACCGCUUGAGUCUUACCUCUUGGAAGAUAAAAACGGCGGUAAUUCUUGGGCCGUGCUAGUUGAAGAUGGUCCAGAAAUUGACGAUAACCCGCUCGAAAGUUCAAUCGUGAGUUGGAUUUUUAACGCUCACAAAAAAAUCCAAAUUGUGACGCCUUAUUUCAUCCCGACCCACGCUUUGAUGAGCGCUCUAAAAGCAGCCACUUUGCGAGGCGUGGAAGUGGAAAUCUUUAUCCCUGGUUUGCCCGAUAAAAAGAGCAUUUACACCGCCACGCUUUUUUGGGUCAGCCAACUCAGACCUUACGGGGUCAAAGUUUACCAAACGCGGGGGAUGAUUUUGCACGCCAAAGUGGGCCUUUUUGACGAUCACUACGCUUACCUUGGUACGUUUAACUUUGAUUUUCGUUCGAUGCAUUCUCAGUUUGAGUGCAGCGCCUUAGUUCAGGGCGACGCUGCAGAGCAAGUCGGCGCUUUGAUCGAGCAUUACCGACGUCUCUCUAGUCUAGCUGAGUUGCCCGAUUUAAAGCAAAAAAGCGGAAAAGAAGGAAACAUGGCAUCUUUUGAAGCAAAGAUUAUUGAUCCAGUUGGACUGCACGCUCGACCAGCCGCGCUGGUAGUCGGUGUGGCUUCCAAGUUUAAAAGCGACGCUACAAUCGGUACUAAUGAUCGCAACGGCAACUUAAAAUCGAUUAUGAACGUGAUGGCUUUGGGAGUUAAAAAAGGCGAUUUAGUUCGAAUUGAAACGCUCGGCGACGACGCUGACCAGGCGAUCGUGGCGAUUAAAAAGGCGAUGCAAGCAAACCGUCUGAUUUAA